Molecule: messenger RNA, 145 nt
Organism: Racocetra persica
Lineage: Eukaryota; Fungi; Glomeromycota; Glomeromycetes; Diversisporales; Gigasporaceae
Source: the annotation of a GenBank genome assembly
AUGGACAUUUUAAGUCAUAAUAGGAUAGAUUCUAGAUCAACUGGGAUGAACAAUAGUGAUUUUUCUAUUCAAUAUUCAAAUUCAAUAGAGUGUCGAUUCAAUCAAUUGCAAGUCGUUGAUCAAAACAAUUUAAAUCAGGACAAGA